GGUGGCAAGAUGACGGCAGAUCCGAAUAAAACAGAAAUUCUGGCAGUGUUUAAAAGACUGAGAGCAAUCCCGACAAAUAAGGCCUGUUUUGACUGUGCUGCUAAGAAUCCAAGCUGGGCCAGUAUACCAUAUGGAGUAUUCCUCUGCAUUGACUGCUCUGGGAUUCAUCGCUCUUUAGGAGUCCAUCUCAGCUUCAUCAGAUCUACUGAGUUGGAUUCGAACUGGAGCUGGUUUCAGUUGCGUUGUAUGCAAGUUGGGGGAAAUGCUAAUGCGACCGCCUUUUUCCGUCAGCAUGGUUGUACUACCAGUGACACCAAUGCAAAGUACAACAGCCGAGCUGCCCAGAUGUACCGCGAGAAGAUUCGGCAGAUGGCUAAUGCAGCCCUCUCCAAAUAUGGCUCUGAUCUGUGGAUUGAUACGUCAGGCAACCCUCAAACUCCAACAGCAGAGAAAAAAGAGACUGACUUUUUUGAUGAACAUACUCAGCAGCCUGCUCACAGUUGGGAUAUGGCAUCACCAUCCCUGUUGGAGCAGAAUGGAGCUGUGUCUGUCAAUCCAGAAGUGAAACAGGAGACCCCCAAAGUGCCUGAGAGUGUCAGCACUCAGCCGGAAGAGGGCCCAAGUAUUGAGGGGUUAAGCACGUCCCCCAAAGCCGCAAUUGAUGAGUCAAUGUGUUUGGCGUCUGGUCAGCCACUACCUCCUAAAGAGGUGAGACCUUCCAUUAUCGGAAAGAAGAAACCAGUUGCCGCAAAAAAAGGGCUGGGCACUAAAAAAGGCCUAGGAGCUCAGAAGGUAAGCAGCAAGAACUUCACUGAAGUGGAAAAGCAAGCUCAGGUGGCUGAGAAACUCCGAGAAGAGCAAGCUGCUGAGGCCAAGAAACAAGCAGAGGAGUCCAUUGUUGCUUCCAUGCGCCUGGCCUACAAAGAGCUGGAGAUUGAUAGGAAAGUGGAGGAAAAAAAACUGCAGAAUCUGGAGGGCAAGAAGAGGGAGCAGGCUGAGAGACUGGGCAUGGGAUUUGGAAACAGGAGUGCUGUGUCUCACUCAGUGAUGUCAGAGAUGCAGGUGAUUGAGCAGGAGACCCCAGUAGGAGCUAAGUCAUCUUCCCGCUCUAAAUUGGACAUGUUUGAUGAGCCAGGAUUUACCUCUGGGCCACCUAAGUACAAGGACAACCCUUUUACUGCUGGAGAUGGUUUUGGCUCACGAUGGGAUGCAGAUGGAGGUUCCUCCUCUUUCUCUACCUCCUGGGCUCUGGACAAAGAGGAAUCUAAAGAGAGUGAAGUCACAAUUUCCAGCAUUCAACCAAUUGGAGAAAGGUUGCCAAGCAGACGGAAACCAGACACGACUGUGCCAGUGAUGGAGUCUAAUGAGGCACGAGAGAAGUUUGCUAAUGCUAAGGCCAUCUCCUCAGAUAUGUUCUUUGGCCGUGAGACAAAUGCAGAGUAUGAGGCAAAGACUCGCCUAGAGGGACUGUCAGGCAGCACUGCCAUUAGUUCUGCUGACCUGUUUGGAGAUGGCAGUAACCGCUCUUCAGGGGCAUCAGGCUUUGACAGCGUGCUUCCCUCUGGCCCAGAUAUCGCCCAGUUCAAACAGGGCGUGAAAACUGUAGCCGGAAAGAUGGCCGUGUUGGCCAAUGGAGUCAUGAAUACCAUUCAGGAUCGCUAUGGCUCGUACUGAAGAGCAACAUAAGACAAACGGAAAAGUAAACGACAUGAAAUGGAAAGUACCUCACCGCUGAUUGAAUCUGGUCUUUAUGCUGAUCAAAACCGACAGAGACAUUGAAGGCAUCAAAGACAUGGGAGCCAUGAAUCUUUCAUCCCUGUCUCUCCCAGCCCUCUAGCUUUUCACAGACACUCUGACCGACAGUAUUUCAGUUUCUUUUGGACACGUUUGUGUUCUGUUUCCAGACAUCAAAAAGCACUGAAGGUGUAGAAAGUUGUUUUCAGAAACAUGGUGCUUUCCAUGCAAACGAAUAGCCCUCUUUUCUAUACCAUUUGUGGUCUCCAGUUUCAAAUAGUAAUCAAUUAAGAAAAAAAA
Molecule: messenger RNA, 2034 nt
Organism: Chanos chanos (milkfish)
Lineage: Eukaryota; Metazoa; Chordata; Actinopteri; Gonorynchiformes; Chanidae
Gene: arfgap2
Product: ADP-ribosylation factor GTPase activating protein 2
Exons: 17
Coding region: 10-1674 (554 amino acids)
Biological process (GO): COPI coating of Golgi vesicle
Molecular function (GO): GTPase activator activity
Source: RefSeq, a predicted model, not a curated record